This is a messenger RNA of Salpingoeca rosetta, 777 nucleotides long. RefSeq lists its product as uncharacterized. The transcript has 2 exons. The record is from RefSeq and is a predicted model, not a curated record. NCBI's taxonomy places the organism in Eukaryota, Choanoflagellata, Craspedida, Salpingoecidae. The coding region runs from base 1 to 777 and encodes 258 amino acids.
AUGGGCAGACAGUGCCGCAAGCUGCAGGCGGCCAAGCGCUACCACGUCAUCGACGUGCGGCAGAUCCUGGCUACGCUUCGCAACCAUGGCAACGGCAACGGCAAGCGGCCAGGAUCCUCUUGCCCGCAGCACGGACGAGCAGCUCCAUUCAAGAAGGCGGCCGUCGUCAGCCACGGCCCUCAGCGCGUGGAGACCUUCGCCAUCCACCACGAUGCCCUCAUGCUGCAGCCCGAGGACGAGGAGGAGGGCCACGCCAUCGGACCAGUGCCACCACAGCUGUGGCUCGCUGACAGCGGUGCCACGGCGCACAUCACCAGCGACGCCUCCCUCCUCACCAAUUACAUCGCCGUCACGCAACACGUCACCGUUGCCAACAACCAGGCCGUCACGGUCAUCGGCAAGGGCGACGCCGUGCUCCGCGUGACUGGCACCGACGGCGCUCCAGGCACCAUCACACUGAAGAACGUGCUGCAUGUCCCCGACAUCAAGUACAACCUUCUGGCGCUGAACCUGGUGACUCGCGCGCGUCGUGGUGCUUCCGUCGUCAUUGCUGCGGACGACAGCCGCAUCCAGUUUGCCACAUGGAGCGUGCCUCUGCUGCCGUCCAAGGACACCGGCCAUCUCUUCCUCUACGCCAGCACCACGACCUCCCAACAAGCCACGGCGCUUGCGGGGGAGCUCGUGCACAGCAGCGAUGGGGAAGCCGAGGAUGCUGACGAGGGCGCCUCUGCACACGACGUGCUAGGCCAUCGCAGCAGCGCGGCCGUCGACUGUUGA